Dipodomys ordii (Ord's kangaroo rat) is the source of this 1410-nucleotide messenger RNA. RefSeq names its product coiled-coil domain containing 92 (gene Ccdc92). The transcript has 4 exons. Lineage: Eukaryota; Metazoa; Chordata; Mammalia; Rodentia; Heteromyidae. The record is from RefSeq and is a predicted model, not a curated record. Bases 69 to 1010 code for a protein of 313 amino acids. Gene Ontology annotation, cellular component: centriole.
GUGGAAUUCUUACCCACGGGGAAGUCGGCAGUAUCCUUAUCCCGUUGAGCUGGUCACCGGAUGUCAGCAUGGCCACUGCGAACCUGGAGAACCAGCUGCACAGUGCGCAGAAGAACCUGCUCUUCCUGCAGCGGGAGCACGCCAGCACGCUCGCAGGGCUGCACGCCGAGAUCCGCCGGCUACAGCAGCACUGCACAGAUUUAACAUAUGAGCUGACCAUCAGAGGCUCUGAACAGACAGGCGAUGGCUCUUCCAGGAGCAGUGAGCUGAAGAGGCGCUGUGCCGAGCUGCAAGCCCAGCUGCAGGCCAAGGAGGAGGAGAACGAGGAGCUGCUGAAGGAGCUGGAGCAGAAGAGCGCCAUGAUGGCUGUGCUGGAGAACACCAUCCGCGAGCGGGAGAAGAAGUACCUGGAGGAGCUCAAGGUGAAGAGCCACAAGCUGGGCCUGCUGUCGGCCGAGCUGGAGCAGCGGGCGGGCACCGUGGCCUACCUCACCUCGCAGCUGCACGCCGCCAAGAAGAAGCUGCUGAGCUCCAGCGGCACCUCGGACGCCAGCCCAGCCGGCAGCCCCCUGGCCAGCUACAAGCCGGCGCCCCCCAAAGACAAGCUGCCCGAGACGCCCCGCCGCCGCAUGAAGAAGAGCCUCUCGGCCCCGCUGCACCCCGAGUUCGAAGAGGUCUACAGGUUCGGGGCUGAGAGCCGCAGACUGCACCUGCGAGAGCCGGUGGACGCCAUGCCCGACCCCACCCCGUUUCUGCUGGCCCGGGAGUCGGCCGAGGUGCAGCUCAGGGAGAGGCCGCUGGUCAUCCCACCCAUCGCCUCGGACCGCGGGGCCAGCGGGCAGCAGAGCCCAGCCCGCGAGAAGCCACAUAAGGCCCACGUUGGCGUGGCCCACCGCAUCCACCACGCCAGCCCGCCGCAGGCGCAGCCCGAGGUGGAGACGCUGGCAGUGGACCAGGUGAACGCGGGGAAGGUCGUGCGCAAGCACUCGGGGACGGACAGAACUGUGUGAAGCCCGCCGGCCAGCCGCGCCGGCCACGCACUGUGAGCCAGGGGGCCGCGCCACCUCCCCCACGCAUGCCAGACAGCUUCACGUCCGCCCCACAGCACCGCGCCCGCCGCCGCUCGCUUCCAGCCCCCAGCCACCAAAGUACACGCCUCAAGUACACGGGCGGAGCCAUGUGUCCCCCUCCCCGCCCCAGGGCGGCCUGUGCCGAGCAGGGCCCCCCGCCUGGAGCCCCACCCCACCCCAGGCGGCACCGGCGCCACCGCGCAGCCAUAUGUAUGUCCCAGGAGCUAAAUAAGAUGACGUUUCUCCUCACGUCGCACAACCCCAACGUGUGCUCAUAUUUUCUUUGUUAGUAGUAUCCAGAAUGUUCAAGAUCCCAACAAACUUUAUUUUCUAAACCUGC